Messenger RNA from Lycium ferocissimum, 1890 nucleotides. RefSeq lists its product as uncharacterized. The record is from RefSeq and is a predicted model, not a curated record. The transcript is spliced from 5 exons. Bases 1 to 1890 code for a protein of 629 amino acids. Lineage: Eukaryota; Viridiplantae; Streptophyta; Magnoliopsida; Solanales; Solanaceae.
AUGGAAUUUUUUGCUGAAGAUGGUGAUCUUGAUGAGUCCAUAGUUGAUACAAUCAAAUACCAUGAAUGGGAAACUUUUGUCCUUCCUCCUGGAGACUUUUGUUUGGAUCUUGUUCUAGAAUUCUAUAAGAAUCUAAAUGAAGAUUCCAAUGAAUCUAUGGUCAUGGGAAAGAAAAUUGACUUCUCACCCGAGAGCAUCAAUCGACAUUUUGGUUUAAAGCCAGUCAAUGAUGAUUUGACACGGAUUCAGUUAGCUGUUGCAUAUUGGGAGGACAUUGAAGGAAAAUUAUGUCCAUGUGAUGAAUCUGAAGGUCCAAAGAGAGAACCAGGGAAACGAGAAAAUCCAAGGCAAGGUUAUCCAAUUGCUCAACUGACCCUCAUGAGGCAAUUAUCGUAUCAGUUUAAUGGUAUAGCUCAACAAUUUGCUCAACUUGUCAUAAAAAAUGAUAAGGCGGAAGACAAUAUGGCUGAAAGGUUGGGCAGAAUCGAAGAGAAAAUGGACAGAGGAUUUCAUCGAAGUGAGCAUAUUUCGAUGCAAAAUGUGAUAUACAAUUCGAGCCUGAAUUGUGAUUUUUCUAAUACGAUGCGCAGUAUGGGUGAAUCUUGGGGGUUUCUGAAUUUGCCUCUUUUUCCAGUUGUGACAUGGGUUGAUCCUGCUACUACACCAAUUCCACAGUUCUUUCAUCAAAACAACUUGCAAAAUCAACUACUAUUAGUUGAUGAAAUAGGCAAGCCACUGAACCAAUUCUCUCAAGAAGAGGAGGUACUAGAAUCUAACUUGUUAGACUUCAUACCUGAGAGAAUAAAUGAAGAACAAAACCAUCUUCUAUGUGCAAUGCCUAUAAUUGAGGAAGUCAAAAAUGAUGUGUUUCAACUGUCAGGGGAUAGUGCUUGUGGCCCUGAUGGUUUUUCUAGUGUUUUCUAUAAAAAAUGUUGGAACAUAGUAGGAGCUGAUGUGUAUAAUGUGAUUAAAAGUUUUUACGAGGGUCAGACAUUGCCAAAAUCAGUGACUCAUACAAACCUGGUCCUCCUACCAAAGAAAGCUAUUAUCAACUCUUUCUCUGAUCUAAGACCAAUCAGUCUCAACAACUUUAUUAAUAAAGUUAUAUCUAGGUUGAUACAUGAUACGUUAGAAGUGAUUCUGCCUUCUUUAAUUUCCACAAACCAAUCUGGAUUUGUGCAGGGUAGAAAUAUCAUUGAAAAAGUUUUGCAAACUCAAGAAUUAGUUACUAAUAUAAGAAAGAGAGGGAAACCAGCUAAUGUGGUCAUCAAGCUGGACAUGGCAAAGGCAUAUGAUAGGGUGUCCUGGAGUUUUCUUAUGCAAGUGUUGAGAAAGAUGGGAUUUGCAGAAAUAGGGGUCAAACAGAGAGAUCCUCUUUCUCCUGCUCCUUUUAUUAUGGCUGCAGAAGUUCUAUCAAAGUCUCUUAAUUCUCUAUUUGAGCAUGAUAACUUCAUAGGAUAUGGGAUGCCAAAGUGGAGCACAAAUUUGAAUCAUCUUGCAUAUGCAGAUGAUACAAUUAUAUUUGCUUCAACCGAUAAAGUUUCUUUACAGAAGAUCAUAUUUAUUCUGCAUGAGUAUGAAAGAAUAUCUGGGCAGAAGAUUAAUGCUGACAAGAGCUGUUACUACAUGGAUAAGAAGGUGGCUGAUGGGUUGGUUCAGGAGGCUUGGAAAGGUAAAUUACUUUCCUUUGGUGGGAAGGCUGUGUUGAUUUCCAGUGUUUUACAAAGUAUACCAGUCUAUUUGUUGUCUGUUAUGGUACCACCAAAAUGUGUUUUCAAAGAGCGUCACAAGCUGUUCAAUAGAUUUUUCUGGCAAACAAAAGAUGAAGGUAGAAGUAAACACUAUCUGCAUGGGAAAAGUUAUGCUAUCCAAAGAAUGAGGGAGGGUUAG